Messenger RNA from Penicillium angulare, 576 nucleotides. RefSeq lists its product as uncharacterized. The coding region runs from base 1 to 576 and encodes 191 amino acids. The record is from RefSeq and is a predicted model, not a curated record. The transcript has a single exon. Lineage: Eukaryota; Fungi; Ascomycota; Eurotiomycetes; Eurotiales; Aspergillaceae.
AUGAAUAUUGAUUGGACCAAACUUUUCUCGUGUUCGAACGACACUGAGUUCCAAUAUCCCUCCACGCUACCCGUCGAUAGCUGUGGUUGUACCAUCAUCGUCCUGGAAGCAAGGAGCCGCCAGGACAGCACAAGGGCCGCUGCGGCAGUAUGCAAGAAGCGACUCCGCUCAGGUCGAGACACUGGCAACCACCAAGAUAGAAAGACUACCUUCUAUGACACAGAACAGCCGUGUCAAAAGAAGAAGAAAGGGAGACCUCCAAUCAGGCCACUUUCCGAUCCUUCGGACUCUUCCGUUCCCGUUUCAUCUCAUUGCUCUGGUGCCAUCCAGGGUGUACGUGGGAGUGCUAUCCUCACGAUCGAUACUAAAUCUGGUUUGAAAUCGGCAUAUUUCUUUACUUUCGUACCCGACCCUAGCCCGAUGCUGUCUCGACCCCACACGGCGGUUAUCCCAAGGAAACAAAGACAGUACACUUCGGACGAGAAUGCGCUGCUGGUGCGGCUGAAGGAAGAAGAGGCAAUGUCAUGGUCUGAGAUUACGGCUCACUUCCCAGACCGAAAUAUGUCAUGCCUUUAA